ACAAAUCAAUACAUGAGGGGUUGAAAAUAAACAUGGCUGACAGUGAGUUUGAAGAAUUUAGACACAGUUUUGAAAAACUGCCUUCACACACAAAAAAUUCUGCGCAAUUUUAUUCAAUAGUUCAUGAUGUUGUCGUGGAUGAAGAAUCGCCCACGUCUUCCAAAAGCGACCCCGAAACUGACUGUGAUAUUGUUCGAGAGGAAAGGCUUUCCGUUUCCUCUGCAACUGAAAAAAAGGAGUCUUCACUGGGAACUCCUAUCCCGCCUUGGACGGGUGAGCGCCGAAGGCGAAAACUACCGGAAAUACCAAAAAAUAAAAAAUCUUCUCUGGUCACCAUGUAUAAUGCACAAUACCAACUCUCAAGGGAAAUGUCUCUUGCUGAUGAAUUAGGAAGUACUGGUAGUGGACCAAGCUCAAUUUUAGUAUUAAAGUGUGGAUAUCUGUGGGAUACGGAUUCCCCAGAUUCAGAACGCCUUAUAACGGAUGCAGAUAGUGGACAUAGUACAGCACAUUCUCCAACAGGAACAGAUGGUUUUAAAUCUAUGUCACCAAUUAUGGGAGUCUCUCCUUCUUGUGUUGAAGGAGGUGUAGUAUAUAACGAUGUUGAAGUAUUAGAAGCUACACAUCGUGGAUUACACAAAUUUGUCCCCAGACAUGAUGAUGAAAUCGAUGUAGAAAUUGGAGAUCCUAUAUAUGUACAAAAAGAGGCUGACGAUCUUUGGUGUGAAGGGGUGAAUCUUCGGACCGGAAGAAUGGGAAUAUUUCCAUCUGCUUAUGCUGUUGACUGUGAUUAUACUGAUUGGGAUUCCUCAUGUGAACAUGGUCGAAGAGAACGUUAUUUAUUAGGUUAUUUGGGAUCUGUAGAAACGUUAGCACAUAAAGGAACGUCUGUUGUUUGUCAAGCAGUAAGAAGAGUUAUCGGUAGUUCUGGUAACGAUCCCGAAUCUCAACCUUGUAUUCUUGAAGUUUCCGACCAGGGCCUGAGAAUGGUAGAUCGAAGAAAACGAAACCAAAAUGAACCAUGCAUAGAUUAUUUCUACUCCCUGAAAAAUGUAUCAUUUUGUGCUUUUCAUCCUCGAGAUCAUCGCUAUUUAGGAUUCAUAACCAAACAUCCAACUCUUCAACGAUUUGCAUGUCAUGUUUUCCGUGGGACGGAUUCAACUAGACCUGUGGCUGAGGCAGUGGGUCGUGCCUUUCAAAGGUUCUAUCAGAAAUUUAUUGAAACUGCUUAUCCUGUUGAAGACAUCUACAUUGAGUAAUUUGUGUAGUGCAAUAAUAAUGUAAAUAAUAUCUAUUGCAUUGAAGCUGUCAACAAUAAAAUACAAAAUUUUA
Zophobas morio is the source of this 1332-nucleotide messenger RNA. RefSeq names its product JNK-interacting protein 1 (gene Aplip1). Gene Ontology annotation, biological process: regulation of JNK cascade; JNK cascade. The coding region runs from base 33 to 1259 and encodes 408 amino acids. Gene Ontology annotation, cellular component: cytoplasm. The transcript is spliced from 6 exons. Lineage: Eukaryota; Metazoa; Arthropoda; Insecta; Coleoptera; Tenebrionidae. The record is from RefSeq and is a predicted model, not a curated record. Gene Ontology annotation, molecular function: MAP kinase scaffold activity; JUN kinase binding.